Molecule: messenger RNA, 1767 nt
Organism: Alnus glutinosa
Lineage: Eukaryota; Viridiplantae; Streptophyta; Magnoliopsida; Fagales; Betulaceae
Product: phenylacetaldehyde synthase
Exons: 13
Coding region: 179-1642 (487 amino acids)
Biological process (GO): amino acid metabolic process
Molecular function (GO): carboxy-lyase activity; pyridoxal phosphate binding
Source: RefSeq, a predicted model, not a curated record
CGUAUGGCGCGGACAACUCCCGCCUGCAGAAUUGUCGUUUGGGUCGUGUCCACGUCCACACAUCUGAAAGACUGAAACCAGACCUGCCUAUCUCCCUCAUCCCCCUCCCUUACGGUUACCAAGUAGAGGGGUCUGAUCACUUGUUUGCCAAAAUUCUAAGCGUUAGCAACCAAAAGCAAUGGAUGGUGGGUUGAGGCCAAUGGAUGCUGAGCAACUCAGAGAGCAUGCACACAAGAUGGUGGAUUUUAUUGCUGAUUACUACAAAAGUAUUGAGGAUUUUCCAGUUCUCAGCCAAGUUGAGCCCGGUUAUCUUCGCAGAAUCUUACCAGAUUCUGCACCUAAUCAUCCUGAGUCAUUGGAAGAUAUAUUUAAUGACGUUCGGGCGAAGAUAUUACCUGGGGUAACCCAUUGGCAAAGCCCAAACUAUUUUGCCUAUUAUCCCUCUAAUAGCAGCAUUGCCGGAUUCUUAGGAGAAAUGCUCAGUGCUGGUCUUAACAUUGUGGGUUUCAGUUGGAUAACUUCUCCUGCAGCAACAGAGCUUGAAAUGACUGUUCUGGAUUGGCUUGCUAAAUUGCUUAAACUUCCGGAUGAUUUCCUUUCAGCAGGAAAAGGUGGUGGAGUGAUACAGGGCACAGCAAGUGAAGCUGUUUUAGUAGUGCUAUUGGCAGCUCGUGACGAGAUUUUACGGAGGGUUGGCAAAAAUGCCCUUGAGAAGCUUGUGGUUUAUGCAUCUGAUCAAACGCAUUCUGCACUACAAAAAGCCUGCCAGAUAGGUGGAAUCCAUCCGGAAAAUUGCAGGUUUCUCAAAACGGAUUCUUCUAUUAACUAUGCCCUCUCACCUGAUGUACUUCGUGAAGCGAUUGCACGUGACAUGUCCAAUGGUUUAAUCCCCUUUUUCUUAUGUGCAACUGUUGGUACUACUUCAUCAACAGCUGUUGAUCCUUUGCUUUUUCUUGGAAAGAUUGCUAAGAGUAAUGGAUUGUGGUUUCACGUGGAUGCUGCUUAUGCUGGAAGUGCCUGUAUAUGUCCAGAGUACCGCCACUACAUUGAUGGUGUUGAAGAAGCUGACUCAUUUAAUAUGAAUGCACAUAAAUGGUUUCUAACAAAUUUUGAUUGUUCUGCACUUUGGGUUAAGGAUAGAAAUGCCUUGGUUCAGUCCCUGUCUACAAAUCCAGAGUUUCUGAAGAACAAAGCCUCUCAAGCGAACAUGGUUGUGGAUUACAAAGAUUGGCAAAUUCCUCUUGGACGUCGGUUUAGAUCAUUGAAACUGUGGAUGGUGUUGCGCCUAUACGGUAUAGAAAACCUGCAAUGCUACAUAAGAAACCACGUCAACUUGGCAAAACAUUUUGAAGAGCUUGUUGCUCAAGACCCAAGAUUUGAGGUUGUCACCCCUCGGAUAUUUUCAUUAGUUUGUUUCCGCCUUCUGCCUUCUCAAAACAAUGAAGAUCAUGGCAAUAAGCUGAACCAUGACCUGUUAGAAGUGGUAAAUUCAACUGGGAAAAUUUUCAUUUCUCACACAGUUCUUUCAGGUAAAUACAUACUACGUUUUGCUGUAGGAGCUCCAUUGACAGAGGAGAGGCAUGUCACUGCAGCUUGGAAGGUUUUGCAAGAGGAGGCCUCUGCCCUGCUUGGAAGUUUGUAGAAGUUCAUCCAGUGUUAAUGAUCAUUUGGCUUGUUAAACUAUUAAUUAAAUGAUUGAAUUCACAUUUCUUUUGGAAUAAAUAGUGAUUUAAUAUAGUAUCGGAGCAGAGGUUCUGAGUUCAAACC